Molecule: messenger RNA, 753 nt
Organism: Sorghum bicolor (sorghum)
Lineage: Eukaryota; Viridiplantae; Streptophyta; Magnoliopsida; Poales; Poaceae
Exons: 1
Coding region: 169-441 (90 amino acids)
Source: RefSeq, a predicted model, not a curated record
CUCCGCCGGUUUCCGCGUAUAAAAACGGCCAACCUCCCUGCCACUCCCUCCUCGCCUCGAUCGCUCUCGUCGCUUGUCCAGUCCAGUCCCCCACGGAGAUCACGAUUCACGACACGAACCGAACAAGAACCGGUCGAGCAGAGCAGAGCCCAGCAGCGGCAAUCGGGGAUGGCGGCGGUGAGCGGGAAGGCGCCGUCGCUGGUGGUGGCGGCGAGCAUGGGCGCGGUGGAGGCGCUCAAGGACCAGGCGGGCCUGUGCCGCUGGGACUACGCGCUGCGCUCGCUCUACCACGGCGCCGCCGCGCCACGGAUCCACGCGCUGGCCGCCGCGCUCUCGGACUCCGUGUCCACGCCCCCGGCGUCGCGGCCGCCGUCGGCGGCGGCGGCGGACGCGGCAAGGAUGCGCAAGGCCUACCACCUCGUGUGCUGGGGACCCAACUGAUGAUCGAUCAAUGAUGCUUCUCUCGUGUAUUGCGCAUGCUACAUCCAUGAUCCAUCCAUCGAUUCCAUCCGUGUCCGUCGGCAGAUGAGAUGAGAUGAGAUGAGAGGGCGGCCGAUGUGAGUGCUCUUUUGGUCGUUUGGGUUCCGGAGCUGUGUAGGAUUCCAUAAAAAUAUAUUACUAGUAGUUUUACUUUUAUUGCCGAAUCUAAAAGUUUAGAUCCCGUUUGAGCAUUUGGCAAGGAUCCAGAUUCAGAAAUGUUCAGGUCCAGAUUGUUUCAAGAAUUAUUUUAUGGAACUAUUUGUCUCGUAGAAA